AUGGAAAGCUCUGCCAAGAUGGAGAGCGGCGGCGCCGGCCAGCAGCCCCAGCCGCAGCCCCAGCAGCCCUUCCUGCCGCCCGCAGCCUGUUUCUUUGCCACGGCCGCAGCCGCGGCGGCCGCAGCAGCCGCAGCGGCAGCGCAAAGCGCGCAGCAGCAGCAGCAGCAGCAGCAGCAGCAGCAGGCGCCGCAGCUGAGACCGGCGGCCGACGGCCAGCCCUCAGGGGGCGGUCACAAGUCAGCGCCCAAGCAAGUCAAGCGACAGCGCUCGUCUUCGCCCGAACUGAUGCGCUGCAAACGCCGGCUCAACUUCAGCGGCUUUGGCUACAGCCUGCCGCAGCAGCAGCCGGCCGCCGUGGCGCGCCGCAAUGAGCGCGAGCGCAACCGCGUCAAGUUGGUCAACCUGGGCUUUGCCACCCUUCGGGAGCACGUCCCCAACGGCGCGGCCAACAAGAAGAUGAGUAAGGUGGAAACACUGCGCUCGGCCGUCGAAUACAUCCGCGCCCUGCAGCAGCUGCUGGACGAGCAUGACGCGGUGAGCGCCGCCUUCCAGGCUGGCGUCCUGUCGCCCACCAUCUCCCCCAACUACUCCAACGACUUGAACUCCAUGGCCGGCUCGCCGGUCUCAUCCUACUCGUCGGACGAGGGCUCUUACGACCCGCUCAGCCCCGAGGAGCAGGAGCUGCUCGACUUCACCAACUGGUUCUGAGGGGCUCGGCCUGGUCAGGCCCUGGUGCGAAUGGACUUUGGAAGCAGGGUGAUCGCACAACCUGCAACUUUAGUGCUUUCUUGUCAGUGGCGUUGGGAGGGGGAGAAAAGGAAAAGAAAAAAAAGAAGAAGAAGAAGAAAAGAGAAGAAGAGAAAAACGAAAACAGUCAACCAACCCCAACGCCAACUAAGCGAGGCAUGCCUGAGAGACAUGGCUUUCAGAACACGGGAAGCGCUCAGAACAGUAUCUUUGCACUCCAAUCAUUCACGGAGAUAUGAAGAGCAACUGGGACCUGAGUCAACGCGCAAAAUGCAGCUUGUGUGCAAAAGCAGUGGGCUCCUGGCAGAAGGGAGCAGCACACGCAUUAUAGUAACUCCCACCACCUCUAACACGCACAGCUGAAAGCUCUUGCUCGGGUCCGUUCACCUCCCCGCCCUCUCUCAAAGUGCAGUUCUUAGCCCUCUAGAAACGAGUUGGUGUCUUUCGUCUCAGUAGCCCCCACCCCAGUAAGCUGUAGACAUUGGUUUACAGUGAAACUAUGCUAUUCUCAGCCAUUUGAAACCCUGCUUCUCCUCCAGGGCCGGAUUCCCAAACCCCAUGGCUUCCCUCACACUGUCUCUUCUACCAUUUUCAUUAUAGAAUGCUUCCAAUCUUUUGUGAAUUUUUUAUUAUAAAAAAUCUAUUUGUAUCUAUCCUAACCAGUUUGGGGAUAUAUUAAGAUAUUUUUGUACAUAAGAGAGAAAGAGAGAGAAAAAUUUAUAGAAGUUUUGUACAAAUGGCUUAAAAUGUGUAUAUCUUGAUACUUUAACAUGUAAUGCUAUUACCUCUGCAUAUUUUAGAUGUGUAGUUCACCUUACAACUGCCAUUUUCCCUAUGUGGUUUUGUAAAGAACUCUCCUCAUAGGUGAGAUCAAGAGGCCACCAGUUGUACUUCAGCACCAAUGUGUCUUACUUUAUAGAAAUGUUGUUAAUGUAUUAAUGAUGUUAUUAAAUACUGUUCAAGAAGAACAAAGUUUAUGCAGCUACUGUCCAAACUCAAAGUGGCAGCCAGUUGGUUUUGAUAGGUUGCCUUUUGGAGAUUUCUAUUACUGCCUUUUUUUUUCUUACUGUUUUAUUACAAACUUACAAAAAUAUGUAUAACCCUGUUUUAUACAAACUAGUUUCGUAAUAAAACUUUUUUCCUUUUUUUAAAAUGAAAAUAA
Molecule: messenger RNA, 1909 nt
Organism: Symphalangus syndactylus (siamang)
Lineage: Eukaryota; Metazoa; Chordata; Mammalia; Primates; Hylobatidae
Gene: ASCL1
Product: achaete-scute family bHLH transcription factor 1
Biological process (GO): regulation of neurogenesis; neuron differentiation; positive regulation of transcription by RNA polymerase II
Cellular component (GO): RNA polymerase II transcription regulator complex
Molecular function (GO): DNA-binding transcription factor activity, RNA polymerase II-specific; RNA polymerase II transcription regulatory region sequence-specific DNA binding; protein dimerization activity
Source: RefSeq, a predicted model, not a curated record